This is a messenger RNA of Vigna angularis (adzuki bean), 1186 nucleotides long. RefSeq names its product syntaxin-22. Gene Ontology annotation, cellular component: endomembrane system; SNARE complex; membrane. Gene Ontology annotation, molecular function: SNARE binding; SNAP receptor activity. Lineage: Eukaryota; Viridiplantae; Streptophyta; Magnoliopsida; Fabales; Fabaceae. The transcript has 7 exons. Gene Ontology annotation, biological process: vesicle-mediated transport; vesicle fusion; intracellular protein transport. The record is from RefSeq and is a predicted model, not a curated record. Bases 127 to 927 code for a protein of 266 amino acids.
UUAAAUUGAAAUUCAAACUCAAAUUCUGAACUGAUACUGAAACCGAAACCAUUCCUCUCUGCGUCUUCAAGCAACUGCCUUUUACUUCAAAUUUCAUAACCUAAGUGAAGGAUCUCUCCGUCGUCCAUGAGUUUUCAAGACAUCCAAGGUGGACCCCACCCUCAAUCUCGCCGGAACCAGUCGCCGGCGCAGGCCGUCGCUGCCGGAAUUUUCCAGAUCAACACUUCCGUCGCCACUUUCCGGCGACUCGUUGAUGCCGUCGGAACCGUUAAAGACACUCCCGAACACCGUCAGAAGCUGCACAAUACGAGGCAGAGGAUAUUGCAACAGGUGAAGGAUACUUCUGCUAAGCUCAAAUCCUUGAGUGAAUCUGAUCGUGGUGCUAAUUCCAAUGCUAGUCAGAAAAUUGAAGAUGCUAAGCUUGCUAGAGAUUUUCAAACGACAUUGCAAGAGUUUCAGAAAGUACAACAGCUUGCUUCUGAGCGAGAAUCUGCUUACACCCCUGCCUCCGCCUCUUCUACUUUACCAAUAAGCUCUGGCUCUGGUGAAGAAUCGACUGGAAUAGAUGUCGAAAGUCAACCUUUUAUUAGAGAGCAGAAGAGGCAAGAGAUACUUCUAUUGGAUAAUGAAAUAUCAUUCAACGAGGCCAUGAUUGAUGAAAGAGAACAAGGAAUUAGAGAGGUAGAAGAGCAAAUUGGACAAGCAAAUGAAAUAUUCAAGGACCUUGCUGUUCUUGUUCAUGAUCAGGGAGUUGUUAUUGAUGACAUUCAAUCAAAUAUUGAUGCUUCUGCUGGUGCAACAACCCAAGCUAGGGUCCAGCUAGCCAAGGCUUCCAAAAGUGUGAAAACCAAAACCUCAUGGUGUUGGUGGGUGCUUGUAAUUGUUGUUGUUGUGCUGGUCAUAUUACUUAUUGUACUCAUUCUUUAGUGUGCAAGUGCAUACAACUGGGAAGGAUUUUUUGUCCCGUAUUUGGUGUGUUUUGUGGUGUGAAGAGUGUUUUGACCAAAGGAAAGUGUUGGAAAGUACAGCAAUGCAGUUUGAUAUAUUGACUGCAUCUGCAGCUGGAAGUUGGAAGAGGAUAGUGAGGCAAAGUGGUUUCAUUAAGAAAUAUUGUCUUGUGUGUAAUAUUGACUAGUGCAUGAAUACACAAGGAAAAAAACAAGAGAAAACUCAUGAAGAAUCACAA